AUGAAGGCGAUCCGUUUGGUGGUGCGAUCCUCCAAGGCAACAAGGCUCAAUCGUUUCACGCGAAUGGUCCGUGUCUCCGCCAUGCUGCCGAAGAUGUGCGCAGGUUGGCACCGGAAGCCUGAAGAGAACAGCAAAGACGUGGAUAAUCUGGUGGAGAGAAAACUGCAUCGGAUCUAUGUCUACUUAGAAAGAGAAAACGAUGGCUUAGUUACUGGAGAUAUGGCUGAUGCCAUCAUCCGACGCAUCACCAAAAGAAGAAAACAUAGGCGGAGCAUCACUCGGCUCCUGACCAAGAAGUUCGGUGCCGGCCCUUCGAUGACGCGACAGAACUCCGACGUCUCGGAGGCGGAUAUUUCCCCGCAGACGACGGCGAAAACCUUCGGGUCGCGACCACGCAGCAGAAGUGUUGUGGUGAGGAGCACCUACAGUGACGGUGCCGACGGCGAGGGCACUGCCAGUAUGGCCAUGGGCAGACGCUUGAGGAGGAUGCAGACCAACUACACCACGCACACGACGCACACGGAUCAAAGCAACGUGAGUCAGACAGAGAGCUGUAUGCGUGGCACAAGGAGUCCAAGUCGAAGUAAAGGUGGAGGGGUCACCAUCAGGAUCGAGGACGGGGAAGGCACCGAGAGCAUGGCCAUGGGCGAAACUGCCAGUGUCCCUGUUGGCCGGGUGGGCCCCAAAGUGGACGACACGGAGACCAUCAGCAGCAGCGAAACGGUUGCGCGACGUGUGGAGAAGAUCCAGACGUAUCGAUCGCUCCACAGCAACCACAGCACGCCACUUCCGGUCUCCCGGCUGCGCCACGAUGGGUCCAGUUCUGGAGAUGAGUUGAACCAGGAACUUCCGUGGAAACGUGGGAUCAGCGAUCCGGUGAGUGCUGAGAACUUCUCCCACCAGCAACGGAGACGUGGACCCGGACGCAGCUUCUCCAGAAAAAGCUCACAGAGUUCGAACAUGUCCAUCAAUCGUCGCCUGGCGUUCAAAAGCGCGGCCGUGCUUGCGCAGCCGAGAAAUGCCUCGAGUGCUUCCAUGGAGUCGGAUGAUGAUGAAGAACCCUUGAAUUUCAUGGACUUCAAGGAACGUGUGCUCGCAGACGUCAUGGUGAAAACAAAGCUUUUCGAUGCAUGUACGUCUCAGCUUGGCAAAGGAACGACGAUGAAAAACAUCGGCAGGCGCCAUGUCGAGGACGUGGGUGUGAAGGUGGCUCUAAUGGUCAUCAUCUUGCUCUUCAUCCUGAGCUUCGUGGUAGAUCAAAGAACAGAUACCUCUGUGCCAUUGGUGUUAGAGCAGCUAGAUAAGGAGGCGACGCUACGCUUCGAAGGUUGGAUCUUCGACGAUGCUCCAGAGGAUUUGGUGGGGAGUUACCUCAUUUGGAAGGAGGGUCUGUUGACAUCGCCUCAGAAACCGACGCUGCUCUACCUGGAUCUCAACAAGCGGGUGCUCUGCAAUGAGAUGCUCCACGGUGGGGAUCCCAUGAAAUGCUCCGAGAUCCGGUUGGGCACCACGGUGCCAUGGCCCAACCGGACGAGUUUGCAGAGCAUCGAUGAGGCGAUCCAGACCGAAGGCUUGCCCUACAGGGCGGAUGAUUUGGAGUUCUUCCGUCAUCCGGUGGUGGAUGAGACCAACACGUCCACGGAUCUAGACGAAGAGGUCACUUCUGUGGCUCUCCUGGACACUCGCCACCUCAAUGAACAGGCUGCAGUGAAUUCGCUGGUCAUCAGUUGGACAGUGAUCUUGAUCAUCUUGGUAGGCAUGGCCUGUUCACCAUCACCAGAGAUCUGGGCCAUUUGUCGCGGAAACUCUUGGAGUCUCUCGGCGGAUGCGCUUACGGUAGACCCCGCUGUGGUCGACCCCUCUGUGGAUCUACUUCGUCUUCUGGACGAAGACGACGGAUUCGAUGGUCUCCCCUCCGUCGCUGCGGGCGCGGGCGUAGACCCCGGGGUCGCUGUGGCGCUGGAUGCAGCGCGUUGCGAGCUGGCGGUGGUGGCAUUGGUGGGGCACCGUCCACGAAACGUGUUGGAGGAGAUCUAUCUGUGCAGCGCGGGCGACUUCGAUGUGGAGCUGGGCAUGUUGCAAUGCUUCUAUCAGCCGCAGGAUCAGAUCCUCUUUCUGUGUCUCGACACGUCAUCACGCGAUGACGCUGGAGCUGCUGGAGCGGAGGAGAGUUGCCGAUGGGCCGAUGGGCCGAUGGACUGGGAGCAUUUGUUGAAGAGUGGGCAGUUGGAAGUCCGAAAGUUGGAGGCCUUGUUGUUGCUCUUCAGCUUGUGCCAUGUGGUGACCUGGUUCUGUCCCGGCUCAUCGCCGCGCUUGGACACUGCGGCCUUGAAACUGUUGGUGAAGGUCCAGGAAUUCCAGGGUCACUGCGACCUGACCUCGACCGCACCGCUGGUGAUUUUUGUGCAUCGCCAGUUGAAACUCCCCGCAGCAGCGAAGCAACGAGCUGCCCUCGAAGCCUUGGAAAAAGUCUUGGACAACAGGUGGCGGAAUUCUUUGAAGCGCUUGAAGCUGCUACAGGAUGCGAAGAGGAGCAUGAGCGUCAAGGGUCUCUUCCGCGUGAAUCGCCCUUGCUCUGUGGCUAUGGAACGGGAGGUGCAGCGGGAUCCCCAGGAUCUGGCGAAUGCUGUGGAGGACCCAUCCACGGCGGUGGAUCGUUUACGCUCCAGGCUGGUGGAGGCCGUGAAGGACGCGAAACGCGAGAGGCUGAGCUUUCAGGACUGGCUGCGGACGGCUUCGGCCUUGCAUCUCCGAUUGCACACCAUGCUGUCGGCCGCAGCACGGCUACCAGAAGAGUUGGCGCUGGCGCUCAACCAGGAUCCAAAUCCAACAUCCGCGCGCGGGCCGGGGCCCGGGCCGGGGCCCUUGGGACCUUCGGGGCCUUCGGGCUCUCCGGAGAUGUGUUGGUCCCUGGGCAGCUGGGCCUUUCCGGAACUGUUCUUCGCCUUCAACAGCGCGCAGGAAGCCGUUGAUGAAGGCUGUCGCAUCUUCAGUUCCAGCCUGUCCACUUCACCAACGGAUCCCCAAGACUUGUUGCGUGGCGCGCUGCAGCUGGUGCGGCAGAAGACCUAUGCGCCGCUGGUGGACUACGCGGUCCGUCUCUGCCAGCGGCACUGCGAGCGCAUGGCUCAGCGAGCGCAGCCGCAUGGCAGGCCCUGCAAGUUUCGUGGCUCCUCCGGGCGACCCUGUGCAUUGCAGGAAGGGCACAAGGAGCCGCACCGCAACAACUUCCGGCCCUGUAAAGUCUGCCUCUGCGGCAAGAGCCAGGUGCAAGUGACAGAGACGUUUGACCCACCCAAGCGAUUGCUUCGAGCGGCAGUCGCGGGCGCUUCUCCCUGUGCGGCUGUAAGCAAGCGCCUUGGCCAAUUGCGCUCUGCGGUCACAGUGCAGGACCGCAUCGCCUUUGCUUCUGCUCUACCUGUACUUCGAGAAGCAAUGGAGACCAAGGUCAACCCAUGGAGAUGCCGCUAUUGCAUGAAGAAGCAUCAAGGAGAUCAAGACCAUGUCGACUACCACAAGGGCAAGGGCAAAGGAGGAGGGGCGGAACAAUUUGCUCCAUCCACGCAAUGGCUUUUGCCGCCAUCUUUGCCAGCCAGUAUGGAGUCACAGGCGCUUCCCUCCACUGCGACACCUCCUACGGCAAUGGGUAUGACUUCAACUCCAUCCAUGCAGCCCUUUGCCAAGCCGAACUUUGGCAAGGACGAGGCAGAAUUGCACUCCUUGCGACACAUGUACAAGGAGAUCAAGAACAAGCCCAACCUGCCGGAGGACAUCAAAAAGGUGGUACAAGCCACCGAGAGCACCGUGCGCAAGGUGGAUGCCAAAACCCACAGCCAGUUGGUCUCCCAGCUCAAUACCAUGAGGAAAAAGCUGAACGAGAUCGACGAACAAUGGGAGGCCUAUCGCAAUCAAUGGGCGAACUACUUAGACAAGGCCUCACAAAUGUGGAUGAGCCAUGUCGAGUCAUUCGAGGAUGGCGAGAACAAGUUUGCCACAAGACGCAAAGAGGCCCUUCAGAAGUUGCAGGCCACCAGAAGUGCCUUGCACGAGGCACACCAACGCACGAUGGAGCAAGAUGGUGGCUUGGAAAGACACGACAUCGAAAAUGCCAAAGAGGCUCUGGACGCAUCCAUGUCUGUCGAAGAGCCAGAAGAAGCAGAAUCGCAACUUGUGCAGAUCAAGGAGGACCUCACAGGCAUUGUACGACAGGUACGUUCCACCAUCGAAGAGAGAAUCAGGAAGAGGGACCGCUCGCGACCGCGAGAAGCUUCUGCAGAGAUCGAAGAAGUCGAGGUUGUGGAGCCGGCGGACAAAAAACAACGGGAUUCCGCUUAG
This is a messenger RNA of Cladocopium goreaui, 4335 nucleotides long. The record is from the annotation of a GenBank genome assembly. Lineage: Eukaryota; Dinophyceae; Suessiales; Symbiodiniaceae.